AUGAAUUUUACAGAGUCUCGUACCACAGAUUAUCCAUAUUAUUCAGACUAUGCUUCUCUAAUCACAGAACCUUGUUCUAAGCUGGAAGUCAGGAACUUCACAAAAACAUUUCUGCCAGUUGCAUAUUCCUUGAUUUGUAUCAUCGGCCUGGUUGGUAACAUCUUUGUAGUGAUGACCUUUGCUUUAUAUGAAAGAAGCAAGUCCAUGACGGAUGUGUACCUCUUCAACAUGGCCAUAGCAGACAUACUUUUUGUUCUCACUCUCCCACUGUGGGCAGUGAAUUAUGCUGCUGACAAAUGGAUUUUUGGUGAUUUUAUUUGCAAAAUGACCAGAGGUAUCUAUGCAAUCAACUUCAGCUGUGGCAUGCUGCUUUUGGCCUUUAUCAGCGUGGACCGGUAUAUUGCUAUCGUGCAGGCAACAAAGUCAUUUAAACUCCGGGCAAGAACACUUGCAUAUAGUAAACUCAUUUGUUUGGUUGUGUGGGUAUCAUCAAUUUUAAUCUCUAGUUCCUCUUUUCUAUAUAGUGAAAGUUACAGCUUCUCCAUCAAUGAAACCAAGGAGAUUUGUGAUCAUAGAUUUGACAGAAUGUCUGAAAGCACAAUGCUGAAAUCACUGCUGCUGUGUCUACAAGUUGGAUUUGGAUUUUUUAUACCUUUCAUAUUCAUGAUUUUUUGCUAUACGUUCAUUGUCAAAUCCUUGCAACAAGCUCAGAAUUCGAAAAGAAACAAAGCAAUCCGUGUGAUUGUAUUAAUUGUAGCUGUUUUCCUAGUUUUCCAGGUACCUUAUAACCUUGUUCUUCUUGUGACAGCCAUAAAUAUGGGCAAGAUAGACAAGUCUUGUGAUAAUGACAAGAUAAUGGCCUAUGCAAAAUACACCACUGAAGCCAUAGCUUUUUUACACUGUUGUGUGAACCCUGUGCUCUAUGCAUUUAUUGGAGUGAAGUUUAGGACUUAUUUUGUGAAGAUAAUGAAGGACCUAUGGUGCAUGAGAUACAAGAAAUACAAUAAACGUAGUUCAAGGACAAACUCUGAUACUUAUCACUCGAGACAGACUAGUGAAAUUCUGACUGACAAUGCAUCUUCUUUUACUAUAUAA
Messenger RNA from Antrostomus carolinensis (chuck-will's-widow), 1095 nucleotides. It is a transcript of the gene CCR6, whose product is annotated as C-C motif chemokine receptor 6. The record is from RefSeq and is a predicted model, not a curated record. Gene Ontology annotation, biological process: G protein-coupled receptor signaling pathway; immune response; positive regulation of dendritic cell chemotaxis. Lineage: Eukaryota; Metazoa; Chordata; Aves; Caprimulgiformes; Caprimulgidae. Bases 1 to 1095 code for a protein of 364 amino acids. The transcript has 2 exons. Gene Ontology annotation, molecular function: C-C chemokine receptor activity; C-C chemokine binding. Gene Ontology annotation, cellular component: membrane; external side of plasma membrane.